CUUUGCCAACGACCGCUGGUGGCCGGGUACAACGUCACGGGCCACGAAGCCUUUCUCAUCGACCUUGUCAAUGGCCACCUCGCCACAACGACAACCGCCGCAUCCACUCUAAAUGUGUUGGCGCCGUCGGCGACGGUCCAAGCGUCGUAUGCAGCGCCCGUCUCGUUCACCGCUGUCUUUCCGACCUACGCGCGCCGCGCCAUUAUGACCGAGCUCACGUCGAUCGCGUACGCCGUGCCGCAGCUACGCACUCUCAGCGCGUCGUGGUCGAUGCGCAUGAACGUCCAGCACUGCUACGUCGACUUUGGCCAGUUCUUUGAAGUGGCCCACUCGCGUCAGCGACAAGCGCGCUGCAAGAAAUGGCACGCAACCAAUGCUGCUGUCUACAUGGAGGCUACCUUGCGCAACGUGGUUUGGGCCGACUUUGUUGAAAUUUGGGGUGGAGACAAUGGACCAUUCACGAAAUCGAUCCAGCAGCCGCUCCUCGAGUCGGCGAGAGGCGCUGCCUUUCUCGGAUCGCUCGCCAGUGCUCGCCACAGUACGUCGAUCGAGGACGAGAUACACUACUGGCACCGCGUUGGCAUGCGCCAUUUUCAGCUGCAGUGGCAAAACCUGUGGCAACCCGGCAUCUCGGAAACCAUUUUCGUCCAAAAUGCCCUUGGGAUGCAACAGGUCGUGACGCUCAAGAACGUUCCGCGAACCAACGGUCCCUGGACGUCCCUCAACUUUUUCUGGAUGCCACUCAAUGACAUUUGGACUGGCUACGAUGCGAACCGGAGCAUGGUCCGAGAUACGUCGACGUACUUUGGCGCCAAUGUGAGCGCGUCGAUGCCGGCCAUUAACCUAGAAGUCCUCAACGGCAACAUUGAUAUCUCGGGUGGCUUUGCCGGCCCUGCAUUUCUCGUGCGCAGCAGCAUCGGACCGUUCCUGAGCAUCGACUGCCUCUACCAAGGGGUGCCCCCCGCGCUCGCGCAGCUCUACAUGACGUAUCAAAGCAGCCUCUUCGAGCAACUGCUGAACAAUGCAUCCGCGAUGGCACUGUUUAGCGCGUCGGCGUCCAUCCAACUGUCGCCCGUGCCGCCGACGUGGACAUCUGCAUCGGUCUUUUAUGGCGGGAACCCCAUGUGUACAGCACAGCCCCCCACGUCGUUUGUGCAGCAGUCGUUUGAUUUCUUCGACGACUGUUCUACCCCAGUAGCACUGGAAAUUCCGCUGUAUCCUACGUCGGCGCUCCUCGCACGCACUGUGAUGCCACCAGAAUUCACGGCUGCAGGUGUCUGCGCCCUCACAACCACGCGGGCCGAGUGCUUGAAGGGUCUCGCCUCGACGUCGCAACUGCUCGACCACCUCGCGACGCCGCACCAAGUUGCUGCGUUGAUGGCCAACGUGACGAUCGUCAUUCACGCGAUGAAUCUGAGCCUCAUGCAGUUUGCUACGACGGCCGACGGGUCCUGGACCUUGCUGCAGCAACCACUGCUCGACAAGUCCCAUUUUAGCUUUUUCGGGUGGCUCCUUCUUCUCGAUUGGGUCGUCGGGGCCCGCGAAGUCGUCUCGUUUCAAGGCGACGCGGGCACCGUCACCCUCAUCUCGAACGCGUACUCACCGCAGCUGUACCAGACCGGCGCGCAGCCGCUCGAGACAGCGACCAAGAUCGUGUUGUAUCUCGUCGUUCUCACGUCUGUCGUUCUGGCUGUCGUUGGCGUCGUCGUUCUUUUGCUUGCCGGACACGUGCGAUUGCGCUUUGUCGGGCGCAACCUUUUUUACUUCAACCGCAUCGUCGGCGGCGUCUGGAUCGGCCGCCCCCUUCUGUUUCUUCGAGGCUGCACCGCUGUGCUGCUGCUGAGCUCGACCAAUAUCACCUUGAGAACGGCACAUGGGUAUGUUCGCUUGGUGCAGACGCCGCGACCGUGGUUCGCAUCGGUCGUCACUUGCGGCGAGACCACGUGGCUGACGUAUGUCGUCAGCGAGGUGCUCCUGCUUGCGACGCAUGGGGGGCCGCGCUGGCUGGACGCGAUGGCCUCUGGCAUCUCGUGGCUCGCGCUACUUUGGAUCGAAGCAAUCAUGCCGGUGCAGGUGACGACGUCGUUCGGUCGAUCGUGUUUUGGGCAGGACAUGGACUACGCCGUCGCAUGCACCAGCGGGACAAUCGCGAUUGGCAGCUUUGAGCGCGUGGGGCUCAUCCUUGGCGUGCAGAUCCUUGUGGUGCUAUCCAGCAGCCUCGUGCUAGGCUAUCUCGCAUCGGUGCGCAAGCCAGCACGCGCAUCGAUCCAAGCGAGUCUACUUCUCUCGAGCAUCGCGCACGCAUACGUUCAGUCGAUCGAGAGUUCACCCGACGACUGUACCAUCGAUCUCGUGGCGUGUCUCCUCAGCGGACUUUUGCCCCUGCGCUUUCGAGGCAUCUCGUACACCCUCGACAUGAAACUAUGGGUUCUACUUCAAGACAACGCGUCCUCUGCAUCGUUGCUAAAAACACUGCCCCGGCCGGCAUUGGAUUUCCGCAGCCAUCGCCCCCGCCGCGCCUCGACGCUUUCGCAGAUCCUCAACGCCCCACUCGUUCGGUCGAGUGGCAACAAAGCGAUGUGGCUUCGGCAUCUUCGCAUGGUCAUCGGUGUUUGCUACAUCGGGGCGUCCAUUACGAGCAGUCUCUCGUACCUCAAGGUUUCCCGCGUCAACUUGGCCAACGACCUCUUCUGGGCCAGCUUCAACGUCACGGGUCACCAUGCUUUCUUUGCCAAUUGGCUCAACGAGCAGCUCGUCCUUGGCAAAACGUCGAUGCCACAUCUCCUGCUGGAUGAACCCAGUCUCGUCUCGACCCACUCGUUUGCAGCGCCGACCGCCGUCGUCAAGUCGUCCGCCAGCUACGGCGCCUACCUCCAGCACGAGCCACUUAGCGAGCUCGCGGCUGUCAUUCAAGGACUGCGCCAAACCGACGGCUGCAACGCACCAUGGAUCUUUGUACCUUACUGCUAUCUGGACUUUGAUCAACGAUGGCAGGUCGCCAACUCGGCCAAGCGACAGAUUCGGUGUGCAGACAUGGCGCACAAUGGCGCCGUGUACCUCGAGUCAGUCCUGCGCAACAUUGAUCUUGGCGCCUUUAACGCGUGCUGGGGCAACGCCUUCCAGAUGGGUAUUGCAGACGAGCUUUUAGCGUCCAACGCUGGCACAGCUUGGCUACACGCAACGGUAUCAGCCACCCAAGUCGCGAUCGCCAGCGAGGUGGCACUCUGGCGCCAGCAUGGCAUCCGACACUACAAGGUGCAGUGGCAAAACUACAAGCUCCUCGGCGUCUUCAAUCGGUACUCGAUUGCAAAUGCGUACGGCGUGAAGUACCCGAUGACACUCACAGCACAGAACGGGACGUCCCGCAUCGAGAGUCAAACCAGCUUCAAGAUGUACUGGGCCUUUGCCAACGACUUGCACGCGCUCACAUCCAACACGACGACGAUGGGUGGGCGAAGUUUGCUUCGAUCGAGCACCCGCUUUGCCUUUGCCAACACGUCGCUCGAGUCCAUCUACAUGCAGAACGGGACGCUGCCGUCGCCGCUGCCGGCCAGUUUGCGCCUCGUACAGUCGCUCCUUGGCCCCUUUGGCGCCAUCGAUAUGAUCUACGUGGCGGUGCCGACGGCGUUGCGCGACCUCGUAGCCUCGCUCAUCGAGCUCUCGCGCCUGCCGUUGGCCCACAACCUAACCGCGCAAGCCAUGUAUAUGAACAUCACACCGCUAGACGACUCGUUCCCCGUGCCAGGUCGGUGGUUGGCGCAGGACCUGGUGUCAUACGGCGGCUCGCCGCUCUGCGAAUCGCUUGCAUACGGCUACGCCGUGUCGGUCGGCUUGAUGGGUCUUCCGUCGUUCCAAGGCAGCUGCGUUUUUGCAUCGGGCAGCAUGACCAAGUUCCAGCCGACACGGCAGCAAUAUAUUGUCAGCGCCCUCUUGGCGAGACUGCACGAAUCGCCAUUUGAAGAUGACUUUUCGAACGUGUGCGCUCAUGAACCCACGUUUCCGACCAAGUGCCAGCACUACCUGCGUCAGACGUUAUGGUACAUUCGUUCGGUCAUGCUGCCGCUGCCGUCUGCGACAUUGUUAUCGAUGCAAUCGGCCACGGCAGAAGCUACAGAGAGGAACAUUUCGCUCAUGAUCUACACGCACACAGAGGCGACGGCGCCGCUGUCGAUCCAGACACUCCACUUGCUCGACAAGACCGAGUCGGACUUUCACUUCUUCGCGUGGCUCUUUCUCUACGACUGGGUCCUCGGCAGCCGCGAAGUCAUCUCGUUUGUCGGUGAUCUCGGCCAGAUGACGCUGCUCUCGGACCACCGGCCACCGCUCGCGCAGGAGACGCAAGCGUGGCAAGUCACAGCCAACACCGCCCAGUACCUUCGCGCCGGCGUCACGUACGUCACCUGCGUCAUGCUCGCCGUUGCGAUUCUCCUGACCAUUUACAUUCUGCUCAGCCGCGGGCACUGUGAAGGCUUCAACAUGCUCGAGCUCGGGCGCGUCGGUGGCGUCGUCUGGGUCGGCCGACCAUUGCUGGUUCUACGGAGUAUGACGGCGGUCUGCGUGCUCUCAAGUGCGACCUUGGAGCUCCAGCACUCGGGCUACAUGACCUCCUUUGCAACGCUGCAAGAUCCAUGGUACAAGACUCUGCUCGCGGCCAACGAAGUCACGUGGCUCGUCUCGAUCCUCAAUGACGUUUGCCUCGUAUGGACGCGAGAACUCUCGGCCUACUAUGUCGUGCUCAACGUCCUCGUUGUCGUUCUCGUCGUCGCGGUGCUCACGGCGCUCGCACCGGUCCGCGCAACGGCCAACAUCGAUCUGCAAUGUGUGGUCGCCCACGUGGAUUGGCACGUGCUGUGUGACGCAGGCGGCAUCACGAUCGGCGACGUGUCGCGGCUGCAAGUGUUGAUCGGAAUCGUCUUCUUGUGCAAUGUGCUAUGCUUUUACGCAGUCAAACUCAGCGUAAACACAGCGCCGAGCCACGUCACGUCGCUCUUCCUCUCGUCGGGCGCCAAGUACCUCUAUCGGCACGACGGCCGUGUCUUUAACGGGGCCUACUACCUCGAUCGCGCAUCCGCUGCGCUCGUUGGUCUCCUCAGCGUCCGUAUCGGGUCGCGCAUGUACAGCUUGGACAUUAAGAGCUGGCGCACCUUUGUACUCGACGUUCCACAGAGCGAAGUACCAUCGACGCAUGGCAUGGCUGCGGCGUUCAACGCUGCCUACCCCCUCUUGGAUUGA
This is a messenger RNA of Saprolegnia parasitica CBS 223.65, 5232 nucleotides long. RefSeq lists its product as hypothetical. The transcript has a single exon. The annotation marks the transcript as partial. The record is from RefSeq and is a predicted model, not a curated record. NCBI's taxonomy places the organism in Eukaryota, Oomycota, Saprolegniomycetes, Saprolegniales, Saprolegniaceae.